UUAUGGGAAAAAAAUGUUUUUUUUGUUGCAUUUGUGAUUCUUUAUUUACGUCUACUGCUGAAAACACAAAACUUUAACUGAUUUAAAAAGAGCCGUGUUCUUUAAUUCUCACAGAAACACGGGAAACUGUGUCAACUUUAGAAGACAAAGGGCCUUCAAAUAUCUCUUUAGAAAAUGAGCAUCUCCCCUUUAAUAUCUCAGAUAUGAUCUUUAAUAAGAAAUUAUUUAAGUAAACUGAGAAGUUCCAAGUGAAUAUCGCUCUCCGCGUUGGCAGCAGAUCAGAGGGAAAGUGGAUGAUUUAUGCAGAUCUUCCAUCACUUGAAAGCCGGGACACGUGUGCCAAAGCGUUUAGCUCCAACCCCGUCUGGAUGAUGCAUUUGCAGCCCCGACGUUCCACUCUUCAGGUUGUAACGACCAACAUUGGCUAAUGAUAGAAUAACACAAGCACCUUUUAACAUUCGUGACAGUGAUUACAGCUUUUCCCUUUGCGGCUGCAAAGCUCAGACGUUUCUGUUCUGCAGAAACCGUCUUGUCCCAACAGUCUGCUCUUCCUUUUGGAUUCAACGCCUUUACUUGAAAAGGUUGAGUCGAAUGCCUCUGUGCCUCGGUCUAAAGGAUAAUAACAGACAAGAACAGUCAUAAAUCAACAAUGACUGUGUUUGCUGCCUCCUCACAUAAGGGGCCGGCGUGGGCUCAACAGAUUACAGGUUUGACACAUUUGGUUAAUGGAGGACACGCAUCGGACCCUCUGUCCUGCAGCUGUGCGCCUCUGAGUAAAAAAGAUCCUGAUUAACGACUAUGAAGGGCGAUUGUUUUUUGGUUUGUUUUUUUUUUCAGCUGAGACGUUCUUCAAGUCUAUUUCUGUUGGAUUUUUUGCUGCUUUUGUUUCAAAAAACGGAUUCAUCCGCUCACUCUUAUUUCCCAUUCCGCUUUGCUCUUUGUGGAAAUGCCAACGUGGUUGCCAUGGUUACUGGUAAAGUCCGUAAACACCUGUUGAGUCGUUUAUUUCUCUCUGUUAUUUUUUUAUUUUUAUUUGUAGAGCAGUGAAUGAAUUAACUGCAUCAUAUCAUUACGAACCUAGUGAUAACGCGUUUCUGGAACCCUCCACGUUUUCUCAGUAAAUUGCUUUAUUCAAAUGAAUAGAAAGUAAACAGCUAAUGUAAUUCUGUUAAACAUCUAUUUUGUCUCAAAAUCAAUUGAAAUUAAAUUCGUCUUUCUUCCCUAACAAUUCUUUUUUCUAAGAUCUGUUUUGUUUGAAUCUGAUAACAGUGACGAGUAUUUAAAAUCUGAUAAAAUGCAUAAAAAUGUAUACAUUUUUUCAUAUGAGUAUAUAAAGUACUUUAGUCAUUAUACAUUAUAACUAUUUAAGCAUUUCAUUUAGUUCUAGGUUUUGAUGUUUCACAUGCGACCAAUGAAGUGAAUAGAUCUAGAAGUAAAGGAUUGUUCUGUAACCUCACUCGUCCACUAGGGUCCCUCUCUUUCACACUCGUUCAUUCCUCUCCGUCUCAGGGCAAACCUCUACCUCUCUAGCUUCUCCUCCACCUGUUUCCUGCGCUCACGACAAAUCACAAUAUCAUCUGCAAACAUCAUAGUCUGUGGAGAUUCCUGUCUAACCUCAUUUGUCAGCCCGUCCAUCAUCAUUGCAAACAGGAAGGGGCUCAGAGCUGAUCCCUGGUGUAAUGCCACCUCCACCUUGAACUCUUCUGUCACCCCUACAACACGCCUCACCACUGUCUUACAGCCCUCAUACAUGUCCUGCACUGCUCUAACAUACGUCAUACAAUACCAGUUCCUUUCUCCAGAUCUUCAAAGACACUGUUUAGCUCUCUCGGACCUUUCCGUACUUCUCUAUCAACAUACUCGAACCAAAUCAGUAGUGCUCUGUCUUGGCAUGAAACCCUACUGCUGCUCACAAAUGUUUGCUUCUGUUCUUAGUCUAGCUUCAACUACCCUUUACCAUCACUUCAUUUUAUGGCUCCUCAACUUUAUUCCUUUGUAGUUGCCACAACUCUCCCUUAUUCCAAAACAAAUGGGCCCCAUCACACUCCUCCUCCAUUCCUCAGGCAUCUUCUCACCACCUAAGAUCGUGUUGAAUGAUCCAGUCAAAAACUCCACGGCCAUCUCUCCUGGACACUUCCAAACCUCCAUGAGUGUGGAGGUGAUUUUAAUAUUAUGUUUAAUAGAAAAGAAAUGUUUUGAGUUCAUUAGGAUUUUAAAAAGUCUUAUCUAUACAUGCUUAGUAUGUGUCCUUAGGAUGUUGUCAGAGAAAUACAAAAGAAUUGCUGCAGUGGGGGGGUACCUUACUAAUUUGUUACAUGACAGCGUCAAUAAGGAUGGAGUAGGGGGAGCAUAUAAAUGAAAAUGAAUAAGCCCGUCCAUACAUCUCCCUCCUGUGGCUUGAUGUUUGAGUUACACAGCAGAAGCAAUAUUCUCCACAGGAGCCGGAUAAUGGAUUGUCAUUACACUGUCUCUUUAUGGCAUUGAUCUUGGGGACGCAAAUCUGUGGCACGGUUGCCGCAUGUUAAGCGGGUCCUUUGACGAUGAGACUGGCAUGGAGCUUAAAGUUCAUCCUUAAAUGACCUUUUACACUACUCACAAUAAGUUCAGGAUAUUGUGAAAGACUCAGUGCAUGUCAUUUACAGUAUUUGUUUCACUACACAGAUUUUAGGGAUGGGGAGGGGGUUGUAUUGUUUUGACUGUGUUCAGUGUGUCAGACUUAUGGGGGCCAAAACCAAAAAAUUCUAAAAGAAAACCCUUUUCAAUGUGGCAUCAACGUCAACAUUCUGUUGGACAAAAAGCUGAUUUAGCCAGUAAGUCAGUCCAAGUUCAUCAUUCAAACAGCCAUGAACAUACGACGUCACCGACCUCACCUUGGGGUUGGUUGUCUCAAAGUAUCAUCAGCAGACUUGCCUCAGGACCCAAAACUACUGGCUGAGUUUGUGACGAACUGCAACCAUGACGAGAACCUAAGGACCCCUGCACUCAGACGUGGUUUAGCAAACGGAUCACAUCUGCAGGCCCGUCAACCAGAUGUGAGGGGUACCGGGGCUUCCAAACAAAGCAGUCUACUCCACCGCUUUGACUGGAAUGACAGACGAUCGUUGCCGGUGACUCCACUGACACCAAGGCUGUGAACAUUUGCAGUUGACACAAGACCAUGUGACCUGGACAAUGCAGCAAUGGUCAACCAUCCUGUACACUAACAAGGGUCGGGUCAUUUUGCACAGAAAUGAUGGUCGUACACAUUUGCUAGAGAAGGUGAAGUGAGCAAUAUGUCGAGGUCGGCAUGGUCCCCAGGGUUGGCUUUGGAGGAGGUGCAACAGUCUGAGCAGGCAUCACCAUCUUACCACAGAGACAUCAUAGAACCAUCAACAUUCCCCAUGGAUGAUAAUGCUCCACCACAUGGUGCCAGGAUUGGCACAGCUGGACUUCAGGAAGUGAGAGCGCCCAUAUAGUAUGACCAGCGAUGACCUCUGACCCGAACGCCAUAGAGCAUGUCUAGGAUUGCAGCAAAUGGUGGAAAUACUCGGUAUUGACAUGGUCAAUAUUUAUUUGGGGCUAUUUUUCCUGUCUUAAUUUUAAGGUAAUAAGUAUCAAACCAAAUAAAAACAGUAUUUUUUUUGUCAGUCUUCUCAUUAUAAGUAAUAUCAAUGGGGACUUUCAUUAAGUUUCAGACCAAACUGGAAAAGCACUCAUAAAUAACUAUAUCCCUAACUUAUUGUGACUAGCUGGAAAACAUUCUAACUUUUGUCUAAAAAAAAAAAAAAAAAAAAAAAAAAAAAAAAGGUUGAGUUUUUCCUUCUAAAACGUAUAAACAUUAAUAAGUUAAUUGGCCACGACACGCUAAAUAAAUACAAAGGUUUUCCAGUUAGCAGGGAUAUCCACAGCACAAACAGAUGCACCAUCUUGGUUGGGUUUUUACUUUAAAAAUACAGAGCUCCUCUUAUUUCCUGCCACCACUUCAUGCAUGCACUGGCUCACAUAAUGAAGCCAGUGAAUAAUGCAGUUAAUAAACUAAUCUGAUUAAAGUAGGCGGGUGACACAGCAGUUCAGUUAAUUUUAGGCUGAGCAGCAUGAUGGAAGACAAGGCUUUGCGUCUCUUUUUAGCACCGUAGAGGUGUCCUAGCAAUCCUAUCACUGCCAGUAGGACUGGUGUCACCACAGGAGCUGUCCUUUAUCCCGACGUCUCUGGACUCCAUGGCAGUCGACCACGGCAAGCCUUCUUGGCACCAGGAUGCCUCCAGCAGCGGGGAAUGGUCGUCCAAAGUCGGGCGGCCGUCAGACAUCUCCCAUCCUGCUGCUGCAGCUGAACCUCACAAUCAUGACACAAAAGCUGUCACGGUGAGCUCCGGCAGCCGUGGAAGUCCACCCCAGGUGCCAGACCUUGAGACCGCCUACCAAGGCUCUAAUCGCAGACUAGUCAGGGUUCACCACCCAGUUACUGUCGGCACAAGCCAGGCCAACAGCAGCCCUGAAUUCCCCAGCACAGCUUUUCCAAGUAUGAAAGCAGAUUCUCCUGCUGAAAGAGCUCCAAGCUCCGGAGCACUUGUGCUGGGAUCUGACAGACACAAACUGAGCCCUGAACCCCUCUUGUACCCUUCCUCCCUCACAGUCCUCCCCUCUGCCCCCAAUGCUGCAAAAGACCUGAAACUCAGGGAGCAUCCUGUAGAAUCCACGGAGCUGCUCGCACACCACACCAUCACUCUGCGGGAGGCCCCCGCUGUCAAUGAGCCCCCCACCGCUGAGACGGGGAUAAGUCCAGCCCCGGGGUCUGCGACCCUCAAUGAGAAUCUGACCUCCGCCAACCUGUCCACACCUGUCCCCAGCGGCAACUCACAGAGCUCGACUGUCCUCGCCGUCAGCCACGCCGCAUCAACCACGGAGGAGGGGCCGCUGGCGGCCGGGAACGGCACAGACAGCCCGCCGGCAGCCCCCCGGCUGGGAAAUGCCACCGCUCAUGCGGGGCUGCUCUCCAACAGCAGCUACGUCCAGUACGCGCCAGAUCAGGCCAACAAUUCUGAGCCUCUUUCCACGUUUAGCAGGAACUUCCUCAACAGGCAGGAGCCAGCCGCAACUGAUGAGCCCUGGGCGCCCGGCAACAGCUCGGACCCCACCGUCAGAUCCCCGUCGUCGGAAAUCUGCCUGAGCAGGAUGGAUAUCGUGUGGAUGGUGUUGGCCAUCAGCGUCCCAGUGUCCUCCUGUUCCGUGCUGCUGACGGUCUGCUGCAUGCGGAGGAAGAAGAAGUCUGCCAGUCAGGAGAACAACCUGAGUUACUGGAACAACGCCAUCACCAUGGACUACUUCAGCCGCCACGCCGUGGAGCUGCCCAGGGAGAUACACACUCUGGAGAGCGAGGAGCACGACACCUGUCUGCCCCCCAAUGGAGACUACAGCGGCAGCAGCGUGGUCCUGGUGAACCCUUUCUGCCAGGAGACCCUGUUUCUCAACAGAGAGAAAGCCUCUGCCAUAUAAGGACAUGCUGAUCCCUGUCAUUUAUACAUAUAUAUAUAAAUAUAGAUAUAGAUAUACUUAUGGGGUAAAUACUCAGAGACUUUAUACUGUAUAUUAGAAACACGAAGAGCAACCUGAGGAAAAGUCACUGAAAAAAA
Molecule: messenger RNA, 5609 nt
Organism: Oryzias latipes (Japanese medaka)
Lineage: Eukaryota; Metazoa; Chordata; Actinopteri; Beloniformes; Adrianichthyidae
Gene: tmem108
Product: transmembrane protein 108
Biological process (GO): dendrite extension; retrograde axonal transport; postsynaptic density organization
Cellular component (GO): axon; postsynaptic density; early endosome
Source: RefSeq, a predicted model, not a curated record